UCAAAUACAAAUUUGGGCUUCCUGAUGCUACUGAACUUGAUGUUUUUGAUGAAACCAACUCAUUAGUUGAGGAAGACAUCUUUUCGGAACUGAUAGGGGCCAAUCCAGAUUUAUGCCUGACAGUAUGUGACAAAAUUCCUGAUGGCGGAGGAUGCCUUCACGUAAACAUAAGGAGAAGUAUGCCCUGGGAAUCAUAACACUAUUUCCUUCACUAAAGGAUCCAUUUUCUCCAAAGGGCUAUGAACACUUCUAUGAUGCAGAAAAAGGCAGUGGAUAUUUAGCAUGGCGCCUUAAGACUAUGUCCAGAAACACAGUAAAAAGACCAGCCAAGACAGCUACAGUGGCCCAAGCACAAGGACCAAAGUGCCGAAGAUUGGCAGCCUCUUUGCCUGAGCAGCUUGAUGGAGAUGCCUGCAGGGAAGCAAUAUCAUUUCUCAAUCACUGUCAGGAUGAAGAAAGUGUGUUUCAGAAAAUGAAGAUGACCUUUCAAUAUCGCCAAGACCUUGUACAUGACCUACAGAGAACCACAGAUGUUUUUAAAACAUUUCCACGUUUCUUAGAUAUCAAAGGGCUGCUGAAUCAAGACUUUUUGUUGCUGUUUGGAGUUGAAACAGCCUCCAAGAUGCUUGAGAAGUGGGAGACAACUUUCAAGCCAAAGGUUAUCAAAGAGGCCAAACAGCUGACUCAGUCAACUGAGCUGUGCAGACUUCUAAAAGCAGCUGAGAAACUAACAGAAGAUGACACCACCUGGGACAGUGACAUGGCU
Messenger RNA from Austrofundulus limnaeus, 766 nucleotides. RefSeq lists its product as uncharacterized. Lineage: Eukaryota; Metazoa; Chordata; Actinopteri; Cyprinodontiformes; Rivulidae. The record is from RefSeq and is a predicted model, not a curated record.